Messenger RNA from Pungitius pungitius (ninespine stickleback), 4476 nucleotides. RefSeq names its product mitogen-activated protein kinase 3 (gene mapk3). Gene Ontology annotation, biological process: intracellular signal transduction; protein phosphorylation. The record is from RefSeq and is a predicted model, not a curated record. The transcript is spliced from 9 exons. Gene Ontology annotation, cellular component: nucleus; cytoplasm. Bases 9 to 1223 code for a protein of 404 amino acids. NCBI's taxonomy places the organism in Eukaryota, Metazoa, Chordata, Actinopteri, Perciformes, Gasterosteidae. Gene Ontology annotation, molecular function: ATP binding; MAP kinase activity.
GAGGAAGAAUGGCGGAUUCGUGCCCACGCACCACUGCAACGGUCGGGGCCGCAGGCUCCAGCGGCGCUGCCGCCGCAGCCACGGCCGCCGCCGCCGCUGCUGCUGCCGCCGCCCCGGCGGGCUCGGUGGCGCAGGACGGAGCGCCGGCAGCCGCGGGACCCAAGGUCCCGUCCGAGUCCGUGAAGGGACAGAUUUUCGACGUGGGCCCCCGCUACACGAACCUGUCCUACAUCGGGGAGGGGGCGUACGGAAUGGUCUGCUCUGCCAUGGAUAACGUUUCAAGCCAGCGCGUAGCCAUCAAGAAAAUCAGUCCAUUUGAGCACCAGACGUAUUGCCAGCGCACGCUGAGGGAAAUAAAGAUCCUGCUGCGUUUCCACCAUGAGAACAUCAUCGGCAUCAACGACAUUCUCCGGGCACGGCACAUCGACAACAUGAGGGAUGUCUACAUCGUGCAGACCCUGAUGGAGACGGACCUGUACAAGCUGCUGAAGACCCAGAGGCUGAGCAACGACCACGUCUGCUAUUUCCUCUACCAGAUCCUGCGAGGCCUCAAGUACAUUCACUCCGCCAACGUGUUGCACCGUGACCUCAAGCCCUCCAACCUGCUCAUCAACACCACCUGCGACCUCAAGAUCUGUGACUUCGGCCUGGCACGGAUAGCCGACCCCGAGCACGACCACACGGGGUUCCUGACCGAGUACGUGGCCACGCGUUGGUACAGGGCUCCGGAAAUCAUGCUCAACUCAAAGGGCUACUCCAAGUCCAUUGACAUCUGGUCAGUGGGCUGCAUCCUGGCUGAGAUGUUGUCCAACAGGCCCAUCUUCCCCGGGAAACACUACUUGGACCAGCUCAACCACAUCCUGGGUGUCCUUGGCUCUCCAUCUCAAGAUGACCUGAACUGCAUCAUCAACAUGAAGGCCAGGAACUACCUGCAGUCCCUGCCUCAUAAACCCAGAAUCCCGUGGGAAACGCUCUACAAGGCGGACACAAAAUCUCUGGACCUGCUGGGGCGCAUGUUGACCUUUAACCCCGUGAAGCGCAUCAGCGUUGAGGAGGCACUGGCUCAUCCGUACCUGGAGCAGUACUACGAUCCCUCAGAUGAGCCCGUAGCAGAGGAGCCCUUCACUUUCUCCAUGGAACUGGACGACCUUCCCAAAGAGAAGCUGAAGGAGCUGAUCUAUGAGGAAACUGCUCAAUUCCAGGCAACCUACCAGGGCUCCUGAGACACACGGCCUUAAAGAGCGACAAAGCCACUCAGAGGCUUUGAACAAGAAGACCCCAAACGAAAAAACGCAUCCUAGAGAAACCAACAAAAAGAUAAAACAAGAAAUGAACAUUUAACUGCUUAUCUUUCCAUUUCUGCUGCAAGAGAGCCAAGUUUAACUUUGAUUUCUGUGGUCGGGGGGGGCGGUGGGGUCUGUCGUACUCGCGCUGUUUGAGUUUUGUCCAUGUUGGACUCUCCCUCCUCUCGCCUCACUUUAGUUUUCCUGUUAAAGGUUUCUGUCUCCAGUAGCUCUCUGUCCCCCCCCCCCCCCCCCCCCCCCGACCCAUUCUCCUCUGCAGCUGAUCCUCAUAUAAACGACUGUAUUAACCCGCACCAUAACUCCCAUGUCUCGCUCCGUGUGACUUACGACCGAUCGAGGGCUAAGAGAACGUGGAUUCUAAUCGGGUGUGUGUGUGUAUAAAUAUACAUACAUACAUACAUAUAUAUAAGCUUUUUUUUUUUUUCUUGAAAUGUGCUCGUCAGUGUUUUGUUUGUACACCGUUAUUCGAGUGAUUCCACAUCAGUUCAGAGUCGUAUCUGUUUUUCGGAUUUAUAUUUGAGCAUUUUUUUUUUCUAACGCUUUAUUUCGUUUGAGACAAAUAUUCAAUGUUUUACUGGCAUGUUGGCAGGUUUACAGAUUCUGUCUUCGCUCUUUUUUUUUUUUUUUUCCUCUAAAAACAAACUGUGUAUGAUCAUAUGAAUGCAUGCAUUCCUGAAAUCAACCAAAGUGGUAAAGAGACCCUGAAAACUCUGCCGAGGAGCAACUAAGGAAUAUUUAUGUUGUUUUGUACCGUAGACGUAUUUCUUGAACUUUAACGUGUACCAAGGGCAGACUAACCUUCAUUUGUAGUUAAGUUACAAAUCUCCAAGUUGCUUAUAUUCAGGAGGAUUGGGAGAAAAAAAACAUAGAAAGUAAAACCCAUUACACGUAGUUUCUAUCUGCCUGGCCCAUUUUUCCAGAGCGCGCACGACCCCUCUGUGCCACGUCUAAACACUUUUGUCUCUCAACUGGGGGGGGGGGUGGACGCAAAACAGCAAGAACUGCCAGAGAGCCGAUGAGCUGCUGUGCGACACUGGUUUUGCGGCGCUGCGUGGGCCGCAUCGGGUCCCACGGCGCCCGCCAAAGGCCACCGGCGUCCGUCCACUGAUCCGGCGUCAGCUCCUGUGCUAAAUCACACCGCGAUGCAUAGCCGCGGGGAGGGGAACCACUCACAGCACCCAGUUGACAUCAGCGGUUCCAUUCUCCCCCCCCCCCCCCCAGAGGGCAUUUUCCGAUCACGAUCUGUGUUUUUGAAGUGUUUGAAUGUACGUCGCUGCAGCUUAGUGUUUUUUACGAGAGCAGCGCCUCUUCUACCGCGAAGAAAAACUGUGUGCCGCUGAAACACCUGGGCCAUUGGAACAACUUGCAUCUUUCAGACUGUUGUAUUUCCGAGAAGUUGUUUCCCAGUUGUCACUAGGACUCGGACAUUGAUGUCAGCGCCGUUUAAAAAAAACCCCAAACCCCCCCCACCCCCCGGAAUUUACGGAAUGUGGCAGUGCUGUCGAGUUGUUGUCUUCUUUGGCUGCUUCGCCCUCCUCUCUUCCGCAUGUGUUUUUCUUUGCUACCUGUUAACAUGCUGGAUGUCUAUUCUUCAGUGUGGGUGAUUAUUGUUUUUUGAAUGCUCUGUGUGUGUUUCUUUGUCCAUACGUUCCUGUCAGUCGCUGCUCCCUCCCUCGCUCUCUGUGUUCCGGAUGUGACCGCCCUGCGGGGUCCACCUCGGUCUGCCCUAAUUUCAGCUUGUUGCACUGGGACCAGUAGAGAACCCCUCACCUCCACCCCCCCCCCUCUCUUUAAAAUGGACCUACACAUGCACUGGAGCCUCUCUGGGGAGGCCUGUGAUAGAUCUGGAGCGCUCGCGGCUCGAGCCGCGUCACAGGCUGAUUUCUCAGAAGCCAUAGACAGCACUCUGGGAUCUCCGUCAGGUGUUUUUUGUUUUUUUUGGUGCAUGUGGUGAUGCGUGCAUUUUUUUUGGUUCAAUCUCUCGACUCUUGCCACGCUUUACUCAAAGGGCUGCCCCCCUGUCCUCCUCCUCCUCCUCCUCCUCUCGCUUCAGUCUGCUUCUCCACGGUGGGAUUGGUGAAGACCUUCUAAUCCACUGACUUUGCGCCCACUUUUUCUUCUCCCUCAUCGCCCCCGACUCCCCGGGAUCACAGAUCCAUGCAGGAAACUCGCAUAACUCAAUCAGCACGUCUGCACUUUGUCUUUCCAGCCACGCUAUCGCCCCUAUGAGGUCGUUUCUUGGUCCUGUAUCUUCAGCUUUCGGUUUUGCCCGAGUGUGUGUUUGUGUUAAAGCUCAUGGGGUCUGCAGUAAUGUGUGUACAAGUGUUUGUGUAUCUGCUCAUCAGUAACAUGAAGCAAAGACUUCUUUCUUUUUGUUGUUGUUGUUGUUGUGUGUGUUGGUCCCUCUCCUUGCAGUCAUUUGUGCAUUUACAUCUGAGACACAAAAACGUCGCACACAUAUUUUGUUUGUUUUUUACUUGCGUUUAGUCACCAGUCAACCAGUUCCAGCCUGCUUUUUCUCCCUCCAACCAACCUGCCAUCAGACCAAACAUCUCUCUAGUAACCAUGGGAACGAACCAGGAGGACCACAUUUUGCAAUCCUCCUGGCACACACACACACACACACACACACACUUCUUUCUGAGGAGUGUAUCGGCGUGUUUAUGAGAAGUUGCACUUAAACACACCACAUACAUAAACACACCACAUGCAUUAACACUGUAUCAAUGAGUCUAAAGGCCUGACGUCAUACGGCCUCUUUCCAGAUAUUGUUGUUUUUAAAUGGCUGUUCUUAUUAUUGCUAUUGUUGUUGUUGUUGAAUUGGUGAGUUGUUGCGUUUUUUUGUUUUUGUUUUUUUUUUUACAUUAAAGGGAGUUGUAUCUUUUUUGAUUAAUAAUUAGGAUAUUUUUAUUUGUUUGUUUUUUUCUUCAUUUCUCUUAUGGCUGUGAUUAUUAUCGGAAGUGUUCAAUCUUUCUGAAACAUUUUUAUUUUCUUUGAUUUCCCUCUGAGAUCUUUUCGGAGAUUGGAAUUUAUUUUAAAAGAUGUAUGUGGAUUGUCAGAGAUGAGAUAGUGAGGGUUAUAGUCUGUAUAUUCUAUGGGUAUUAUGAAUUAAACGAUUAACAAAGAAACAGAAUUAUAUACAUAUAAUUAAAUAAAAUCUCCUGAUACUGUU